AUGGGAUUAAAUGGUUUAGAAAAGAUUGGCCAUAAAAUUCAAAAGACUGCCAUUCUUACCGGCUGGAAGGAACAUCAUGAAGUCCCAGUUGCGGUUAGGAACUACUGGAAUAUAAGAGAUGAGUUGACAGUUCAGGACGGGCUGAUCUUCAAGAGCAACCGAGUCUUGAUUCCUGAAGUUCUUCGUCCGGAGAUGCUCAGCCGAAUCCAUUCUAGUCAAAUUGGAAUCGAGGCAUGUUUGAGGAAGGCGAGAGAUGCUGUAUUUUGGCCGAACAUGUCAUCUGAGCUUCGUGACUUCAUAUCCAAAUGCAGUACCUGCAAUGAAAUGCAAGACAAGCAACCAAAGCAACCCCUUAUUACACACAGUGUACCCAAGCGACCAUGGGCAAAGCUAGACACAUCAGUAGCGACAGUGAUAGAUUGUCUAAAGCAGCAGUUCUCUAGACAUGGGAUACCGGAUCCAGUUAUUUCGGACAAUGGACCCCAAUUCAAAUCUGCAGAUUUUCACACCUUCGCUUGUGAUUGGGAAUUUGAACAUUCUACAUCAUCUCCAUAUCACAGCCAAUCAAAUGGCAAGGCAGAAUCAGCAGUAAAAAUCGCGAAAAGAUUAGUGAAGAAGUGUAUUUGUAGCAAAACAGACAUUUGGAAAGCUUUACUAGAUUGGCGCAACACACCAACAAAGGAUAUGGACUGCAGCCCUGUACAGAGACUUAUGUCUAGGAGGACACGCCACUCGUUACCAACAGCGACAAUUCUGUCCUACAUCAUCAACACCGAUGAAAAGUCGUACCGUAGAAACCGAAUAGACAUCAAACCAACGGCAGAAGCUUACGAUGCAAACAGAUCCGAUUCGUACAAGUCAGAUGAUGACCCUUUCCUAAUUACUGGUGGAAGUCCAAACACUGAGAGUGCGACCAUGCCUAUGGAUCCGAAACCACAAAUACCUUUGGAAUCCCCAACAGGAAUCAAAACGUCUCGCGCCACUCAUAGUGCAAUGACCACUCCAAACAAAGCGCGCAGCAAUUCGCGACCUGUGAAAUUACCAGCAAAGUUUAAGGACUAUGUCAUGACCUAG
Molecule: messenger RNA, 1074 nt
Organism: Saccostrea cuccullata (small rock oyster)
Lineage: Eukaryota; Metazoa; Mollusca; Bivalvia; Ostreida; Ostreidae
Exons: 4
Coding region: 1-1074 (357 amino acids)
Biological process (GO): DNA integration
Molecular function (GO): nucleic acid binding
Source: RefSeq, a predicted model, not a curated record